AUUCUGCACUUCAAAAGAAGAUGUUUCCUCCUGUGCAGUGAACAGUGGGGACCAGGGCAUUGGUGGCGACCAUUAGGUUGGGCAAGAGCUCUGAUGCUGGGAAGGAAAGAUUGGGAAACAUUUACUUGUGGUUGGCAAGGUGCUUCCUUUGGUGAGUGCAGGAAGAGGAGUAAGCUUUGCAGUCCUGUUUUCUGAAGUUUUUGUAGUGAUUUCUGUAGCAUACCUCUUGUUCUGUGGUUCUUCACAUGGAGCAGCCUAUCCCUUCAUCUCCAGCAGGAAGGUGCUACCUAAUGCACUGCUCUGUAAGUAAGGCAGUGGAAAUAAACAUUUAAUAGAGGAUGGAUACAGGGAAUUGCUGUUCACAGAGCCAUAGGAUGGCCUGAGAGUUGCAAAGGAGCACAGUGCUCAUCUGGUUCCAACCUCCUGCUAUGUGCAGGGUCACCAACCAGCAGCCCAGGCUGCCCAGAGCCACAUUCAGCCUGUUUUGGCUGAUAUCUGUGGCAUGGAGGGAAAGUAGCCUGUAGUUCAAUUUAUUGCAGAGUUUCUCCUUGCUGGGUACAGAAAGAAGAGCCCUGGGCUGAGGAGGUGCAGGUUGCCCUGUGCUGGAGGCAGCCCCAGCCUGCAGGGUGAGUGCUUUGUGCUUUUCCCAUAGGAAGCCUUCUGUUCCCUGUGACCUCCGUGUCCUCUGGCAGCACAAAGCACGUUAUUCUUCUCAUGGGAAUGCAAAUGGAGAAUAGGAACUUGUGUGAGAGCUGAUUGUGUAGCGUUUCUAUGAAGGAGGUUUGUGUCUUGGGCAAUGUUUCUUGCUUUCCCAUCUCUGAAGUCCUCAGAAGCGUUUGGUUCCUGGCCCUCUCUCUGCAGGAGAACUCACACAUCAGUGGUCAGAAUCGCUGCAGAGUGUGGAAAACGUGGAGUGUUCCCCUCUUUCUUAUCCCUUUGCUGAGACCAGGAUGCUUUGGGCUGGGAUGUGAGUGCUCCAGCAGCAGCUGCACUGCUCCUUCCACUGAAGGGACCAGAGGGUGACAGCAUCCAGCACUGCAGGGAGAGAGAUGGGGAGACCUGUGCAGGUGGAGCGCAGAUGGAAGCUCAGGCAAUAAACUCUUAUCACUGAUCAUCUCUCUGGCUUCAGGUGCUCUGCAGGAGUUCCUGCAGCUGUGUGUGUGUCCCUGGAGGACAUACAGGUGCUGCUGUGUGCAGGAGGUGGCACAGGGCUGGUAGAGGGCUUCUCCUCACUGGGUGCUGUUCUGUGGCUCAGGGUCUCACUGCACCCUGCAUCAGGUCUGUUUUCCCUUGUGUGCCAGAAGGCUCCUGAUGUGCUCUGGCUGCCUUUGUCUCAAGCAGCAUCAGUGCUGCUGUCUCCUCUUAUUUUGUGCAACUUUGAAGUUUAUAACUAAUGCCUCUGCAGAUGGAAGCUGCUUGGAAGUCCAUGCUGGAUUGAUGGAUCUGAUCUCCUGGAUGCCCAUCCUGCCUCUGUGUGCUUACAGAGCAGCUGUUGGUGGUCUGGUGGCAACAGCCCAGAGCAACCAGGAAGCUGUUCCAGUGCAGUGCUGGUAGCCAGAAUCGCUGUUGGGAAGCUGUGCAUGCGUGGUGUUUUUUGUUGCAGGAGGAUACAGUGCCUUGGAGGUGCUGCACAUGCUGGAUCUGCUUGGCUCCCUGAUGUGCCUGGGGAUGGCAGCUAGGUGACAGAGGUUGAGGAUGACCCUGACUGAAAAGCUGCGUGAGAGGAUAUCGCGGGCCUUCUACAACCACGGGCUGCUGUGUGCUUCCUACCCCAUCCCCAUCAUCCUCUUCACUGGCCUCUGCAUUUUGGCCUGCUGCUACCCGCUGCUCAAGCUGCCCUUACCUGGAACAGGACCUGUGGAGUUCAGCACCCCAGUGAAGGAUUACUUUCCACCCUCCCCAGAUGUGGGCUCACAGCAGGGAGAUCCCAGCGAGCGCCCUGACUGGUAUGUGGGUGCUCCAGUGGCCUACAUCCAGCAGAUCUUUGUGAAGGCCACUGUCUCCCCGUGGCAGAAGAACUUCCUUGCUGUGGACGUCUUUCGUUCGCCGCUGUCCCGCGUCUUCCAGCUGGUGGAAGAGAUUCGGAACCAUGCCCUGAGAGACAGCUCUGGUGUCAAAAGCCUGGAGGAGGUUUGCCUUCAGGUAACAGACCUUCUUCCUGGCCUCAAGAAGCUGCACAAUCUGCUCCCUGAACACGGCUGUUUGCUGCUGUCUCCAGGGAACUUCUGGCAGAAUGAUCGAGAGCGAUUCAAUGCUGACCCAGACAUCAUCAAAACCAUCCACCAGCAUGAACCAAAGACUCUGCAGACGUCAGCUACUCUCAAAGAUCUGUUGUUUGGACUCCCUGGGAAAUACAGUGGGGUGAACCUGUACAACAGGAGGCGAGUGGUGUCAUACACUGUCACACUGGGUCUCCAGCAGUAUGACUCCAGGUUCCUCAGCAGCCUCCGUUCUCGCCUCAAGCUGCUGCAUCCCAGUCCAAACUGCACGCUGCGGGAGGACAGCAUCGUUCACGUGCACUUCAAGGAGGAGAUUGGCAUUGCUGAGCUCAUCCCCCUCGUCACCACCUACAUUAUACUCUUCGCUUACAUCUACUUCUCCACACGGAAGAUCGACAUGGUGAAAUCAAAGUGGGGUCUGGCCCUGGCAGCUGUCGUGACAGUGCUCAGCUCCCUGCUGAUGUCAGUUGGGCUGUGCACACUGUUUGGUUUGACACCCACUCUUAAUGGAGGAGAGAUAUUUCCAUACUUGGUUGUUGUCAUUGGCCUGGAGAACGUGUUGGUCCUCACCAAGUCUGUUGUCUCUACGCCCGUUGACCUGGAAGUGAAGCUCCGCAUCGCCCAAGGUUUGAGCAAUGAGAGCUGGUCAAUUAUGAAGAAUAUGGCCACAGAGCUUGGGAUCAUCCUGAUCGGGUAUUUCACCCUUGUCCCAGCCAUCCAGGAGUUCUGCCUCUUCGCUGUGGUCGGCCUGGUGUCUGACUUCUUUCUGCAGAUGCUCUUCUUCACCACGGUGCUGUCCAUCGACAUUCGCCGCAUGGAGCUCGCCGACCUGAACAAACGGUUGCCAGCGGAGGCCUGCCUGCCCCCAGCAAAGCCUGCCGGCCGCUCGCAGCGCUACGAGAGGCAGCCAGCCAUGCGACCUGCAACCCCGCACACCAUCACCCUGCAGCCGUCGUCCUUCAGGAACCUGCGCCUGCCCAAGAGGCUGAGGGUCAUCUACUUCUUUGCCAGGACCCGCCUGGCCCAGAGACUCAUCAUGGCUGGGACAGUGAUCUGGAUUGGAAUCCUGGUUUAUACGGAUCCUGCCGGUCUCCGCACCUACCUCACGUCACAGGUCACUGAGCAGAGCCCUCUGGGUGAAGCAGGCCUGCCUCCUAUGCCCGUUCCUGGAGGGGUCCUUCCUGCUGGAGACCCCAAGAUUGAUCUCUCGGUCUUCCCAUCGGACCCCAUACAGCUGUCAGAGAACCAAACCCAGCAGCGCGAGCAGCAGGUGGGGUUGGAGACCCUGGGCAGGCUGGAGACAAACCAGCACACUUGGGCCCAAGGAUCAGAAGGCAAAGGGAACGGGCAAACGGAGCUGGGAACUGAAGCAGAGGUCACCUGGGGAGCAGAGGAUGAAGAGAUUUGGAGGAAGCUUUCCUUCAGACACUGGCCGUCCCUCUUCAGCUAUUACAACAUCACUCUGGCCAAGAGGUACAUCAGCAUCCUGCCAGCAAUCCCAGUCACGCUGUACCUGAACCCACAAGAGGCCUUGGAAGUGCGGCACCCCCAGGAGGCCAACCGCUACCAGCCCUUCUUGUCCUCCAGCAGUGGGAAGUUGAACGCUGAAGCUCAGCCCGACCAGACAUCAUCCAGGCUGCAAGGACACCGGGAUGUCACCCUUUACAAGGUGGCUGCUCUGGGCCUGGCUUCAGGCAUUCUCCUGGUCCUGCUGCUCUUCUGCCUCUACCGACUGUUGUGCCCCAAGAACUACGGGCAGAACGGGCUGUCGCACAGCAGGAGGAGGAGGGGGGACCUGCCCUGUGAUGACUAUGGUUACUCCCCACCCGAGACUGAAAUCGUCCCCCUGGUCCUCAGGGGUCACCUCAUGGACAUUGAAUGCCUGGCUAGUGAUGGGAUGCUGCUCGUCAGCUGCUGCCUGGUGGGGCAGAUCCGUGUGUGGGAUGCUCAGACUGGAGACUGCCUCACUGUCAUCCCCAAACCCAGGUUACGAAGAGACAGCAGUGGCAUUUUUGACUACCAGGAAAGCUGGGAUCACAGCCCGGAUGGCAAAAACGGUCUGGAUGACUCUUUUGAGGGCAGCCAUCAGCUGAAGAGGAUGCUGAGCCCUCCCCAGCCCCCCCUCUUCUGCGACCAACCAGACCUCACAUCCCUCAUCGACACCAACUUCUCGGAGCAGGUGAAGGUGGCUGAGUCAGAGCCGCGGCUCCGCGCCGUGGGGAGAAGCCAGAAGGAGGCCGGCUACGAUUUCAGCAGCCUGGUUGGGAAGGUGUACGAAGAGCACAGCACGUCCAACUGCAUCAACUUCAGCAGCCUCUCAGCCCCACACGGGCAGGCUGGGUUCUGUGUGGGGGGCAGCGCUGCUCGAUCCCUGGGCUGCGGCAGCGAGGAGGGCGGCUGCGGCGGCCGCAGGAGGAGCCUUGGGGAUGAGUCCCUAACGGGGUUUGACAAGUCGGCACCUCUUCCCUGCUGGGGAGGAGACUUUGAGAGCUCUGUCUGGAGCCUGGAUCUGCAGGGGAACCUCAUCGUGGCUGGCCGCAGUAACGGCAAGCUGGAGGUGUGGGAUGCUAUCGAGGGCACCCUGCGCAGCAGUAAUGAGGAAAGUCAGUCUGGCAUCACAGCCCUCGUGUUCCUGAACAACAGGAUCGUUGCUGCUCGGCUGAAUGGCUCCUUGGAUUUCUUCUCGCUGGAAACACACACAUCCUUGAGCCACCUGCAGUUUCGAGGAGCCCCGAGCAGGAGCAGCAUCCCAUCCUCCCCAGUGUUCAGCAGCAGCGAUGUCAUCGUGUGCCAGCUCACCCACACCGUCUCCUGCGCCCACCAGAAACCCAUCACAGCACUGAAGGCUGCAGCAGGACGGCUGGUCACGGGCAGUCAGGACCACACUUUGAGGGUGUUCCGCCUGGAGGAUUCCUGCUGCCUGUUCACACUGCAGGGCCACUCGGGAGCAAUCACUGCUGUGUACAUUGAUCAGACGAUGGUGCUGGCGAGUGGAGGGCAGGAUGGGGCCAUCUGCCUGUGGGAUGUGCUGACGGGCAGCAAGGUGAGCCACAUGUAUGCGCACCGCGGGGACGUCACCUCCCUCACCUGCACCACGUCCUGCGUCAUCAGCAGCGGCCUGGAUGACGUGAUCAGCAUCUGGGACCGCAGCUCGGGGAUCAAACUCUACUCCAUCCAGCAGGAAAUGGGCUGCGGCUCCAGCCUGGGCGUCAUCUCCGACAACCUGCUGGUGACGGGCGGGCAGGGCUGCGUCUCCUUUUGGGACAUCGGCUACGGCGAUCUGCUGCAGACUGUCUACCUGGGGAAGAGCAACGAGUCGCAGCCCGCGCGGCAGAUCCUCGUGCUGGAGAACGCCGCCAUCGUCUGCAACUUCGGCAGCGAGCUCAGCUUGGUCUACGUGCCCUCAGUGCUGGAGAAACUGGACUGAGGAGGGACGGGUGCUGCAGGCCGGGCGGUGAGCGCAGGGUGGAUGCGGCGAUGGGACGGACCUGGAUGUGCAGCUCUGCAGGGCUCUGCUGGCUCUGCUCCGUGUGAACUGCUGUGUCGGCUGCCAGGCUGCAGGCACCGAGCCCUGCGGCCUCCCCGCGUUUCCUGCGCUGCUCCUGGGCUGCAUGGGGUGGUCAGAGGUUGGUGUGCGUGCUGCUGAGGCAGCGUGCUGGAGGCACUGUGCUCCGCUCCAGCACCCUGCAUGGGACAGGAGCUGCAGGGCCGCUGGCUGCAGCAGGAAAUGCAGCUGGGGCGUGUUGAGGUGGUUCCUUGAGGCGGGCAGCUGGUGAGGAGACCGAAUGAAAGCAGUGAGUGUGGAAGCGUGGAGCUGGGGGGCUCAGGUGCCUGCCUUGCUGCAGCAUGGCCAGGGCCCCAUUGCCUGCAGUGCUCCGUGGGGCAGGAGGCCGCUGCACGCAGCGCAGCUCUGUGGCUGUAGGCAGGACGGCUCUGUGCUGAGCGGCUCCACGUGCCUUAGCGCGCAGGCCGGGCCCGGGCAGCCCUGCUGUGUGUGGGUUCUGUGCUGCAGCAGUUCCUGCCCUAUUUAUUUAUAUGCUGUAUAUAUUUAUUUAUUCUGGCAGGAGAGUGUGGGAGCUGCCCCGGGCCCCAUCUGCAGCAGUAGCACCUUCCUCCUCCUUCUCCUUGGACUGGGGGAGAGGGGCCCAGGGCGCACGUUCUGCUCCAAGGGUGCGGGGCCGUUCCCCAGCAGUUCCUAAUGCUCUUUUUGCUCAAGUAAACGACGCUGUUGUCUGUUCCUCAAACCCCACUGAUUGUAGGGGCAGCGCUGCAGCCCGGGAGCAGCUGCAGGGGAGGAGGAGGAGGAGGAGGAGGACAGCCCUAGCCCCGGCCCCGGCGCCCGCCCCGCACCUCGGGUGGCCUUAGCGCUGCUGUACGCUUUGUGCUGUACAGUGGGAGCAUUUUUGUACCGGAUCGUGUUUUAUAUGUGUACAGACACCUCCAUUAAACACAACUAACCCGA
Centrocercus urophasianus (Greater sage-grouse) is the source of this 6681-nucleotide messenger RNA. It is a transcript of the gene SCAP, whose product is annotated as SREBF chaperone. The record is from RefSeq and is a predicted model, not a curated record. Lineage: Eukaryota; Metazoa; Chordata; Aves; Galliformes; Phasianidae. The coding region runs from base 1696 to 5646 and encodes 1316 amino acids. Gene Ontology annotation, molecular function: sterol binding; protein binding. The transcript is spliced from 24 exons. Gene Ontology annotation, cellular component: endoplasmic reticulum membrane; Golgi membrane. Gene Ontology annotation, biological process: SREBP signaling pathway.